Molecule: messenger RNA, 513 nt
Organism: Prunus armeniaca (apricot)
Lineage: Eukaryota; Viridiplantae; Streptophyta; Magnoliopsida; Rosales; Rosaceae
Source: the annotation of a GenBank genome assembly
AUGCAAGGCCUACGGCGUUGCUCAAACGACAUCGUCCACCUCGGCCUCUCCCCUUGCCCGACCCCGCCCUCCCCUCCCGGCCCUCCCUCCAACAACCCCUCCUCCCUCUCCAUCGACGUGGCUGAGUCCGCCGAGACCCGCAUCCGGCGCCUCAUCUCCGAGCACCCCGUCAUCAUCUUUAGCCGCACCUCCUGCUGCAUGUGCCACGUCAUGAAGAAGCUCCUCGCCACGAUUGGGGUCCACCCCACCGUCAUCGAAUUGGACGAUCACGAGAUCGCCGCCCUCCCCUCGUCCUCGUCCUCGUCCUCGGACGACAACAACAACGAAGAACAGCAACAUCAGCAACAACCUUGUAAUACUCCGCCCGCCGUUUUCAUUGGCGGCACGAGCGUCGGUGGCCUCGAAUCUCUCGUGGCCCUCCACCUCAGCGGCCACCUCGUCCCCAAACUGGUCCAAGUCGGUGCCCUCUGGGAGCUUCAGGACCGUCCGAUCUGUGGACUUCCUGGUAGGUAG